AUGAGUGAUUCAGAAGAAGCGAAAGAAAUCGCGGAAGUUCAGCGACAUCCCGACAGCGAUCAGCCCAACAAAAUAGGUUUCACUGUGCCGGAUAUUGUGCAGAGGAUGAGGAAAUUGGGCCUGAACCGUCUGCAGCGGCUGCAGAGCUAUGCCUGGCCGCACAUUCUCAAUGGACCGGGCCACGGUGUCCUCAUUGUGAGUGCCCCACGAAGCGGUCGCACGAUGGGAUAUGUGCCGCCCAUUUGUCACGUGGCCAGCACGGUCCUGGCCGCGAAUCGAUACAGGAGAGAAAUGGCAAUUGACUUAUUGGAUGUCUCGCAUGGAAUGGGACCCAUUGCCCUGAUUCUAGUGCCAGAUAUAACGCGAAUGGAGCAGGUUGCCGCCCUAUGCAGUGCACUCAUGCCCAGGGAUGAGACCGUCGAGGACAUGUGGACCAUUAUGGUGAAGAAGGUGUUGACCGUUCCAUCGGAGUGCACUCCCACGUUCAUGGGUGCGUGGAUCAGCGAAAUAGGCGUCUUGGUGGCCACCCCCGCCCGAUUUGUCAACGCGUGCAAGCAAGGAGAAGGUCUGCUAAAGCUUAAUCAGCUACAGGUAGUGGUCUUCGAUGAUGUGGACCUAAUGCAGAAAGAAGAACUGAAAUUGGCCCAGCAGUACAUUCCAAGCAUGGCGGCUAAACACAAUAGGCCAAUACGCAAGGCCAAUCCCCGUCCGCAGGUGGUGAUAGUUUGUCAACACUUCACUCCGUCCCUGAUUUCCGAGGUGCGCCGUUUCAAUCAACAUCCGUGCCUGAUAUUUGGCGAUCUACUGGAAGCUGCUCUCUAUGGCGGGAUGAGAUUGUUGGUCAAUAUGGUCGGGGCGGAGGGUAAGGUCGCUACGAUCGUGAAUCUACUUCUUCAGCGCCCGCCGGCGGUGUAUCGCACCAUAAUCUUCUGCGAUGACGAUUUGCAAAUGACCCUGCUGGUCGGAGCCUUAGAGGAUUUCGAGUACCAAUGUCUGGCCUACUACCAAACCAUGGAUCUGGAGCAACUUGAUAAGGUAAGCAGCUGGACGUGUGACAGCCGCGGCCUCAUAUUUGUCUGCACUGACGACUGUCCGGAGCUGAAAAUACGCAAUGCGCACACCAUUAUCCACUACAGCAUGAGCAGCUCGUGGAACAAGUUCAAGAAUCGCUUCAUGUUUCUGUCCAACAAUGUGCCCAAUGCCCUGGAACGUCCCAAGGUACCGGAACCGGCGCCAACGGCAACAGCAACCGCAACCGAUCCAAGGAUCCUGGAUUCGCUUGUCCUCUUGGAUGAGGCGAACGCCAGGCAGCUGCCCCGUCUGGUCGACUUAAUGCUGCUCCGCCAGAAAUUGGAUCCCAAUAUUGUGGCGAUGGCUGAUCGCAUCCGCAAGAAGGUAAACACAAUGAAAAACAUUGUUAAGCCGAUAUGCAGGGAGAUCUUGACUCACGGCGACUGCUGGGACACCAGGUGCGUGCAUCGUCAUUAUUUGCACGAAUCGGAUCGCCGUUUAUCGGCAGUACCCUGCUCGGGAGACAUCAAGGUCAAAGUGCUCCGCGUGUACUCCCCCGGACACUACUGUGUAAUCGCCUACGAGCAUAUGCCCCCGGAGGGUAAAUGGCACAGCUUAGAGCCCGACAGCAAUUUGCCGACUCUGCUGAAUUUCAAACUCAGCGGGGAGAAUGUGGAGCCACCGCCUCGCUACUGGCCACCGCAACACCAAGCCGUGUGUCUGUGGAAGACAGAGUCUGAGACGGUUUCUGGCUAUUCAUAUGAGCGUGUCCGGGUGCUCAGUGUGCCGCCCAUUGAGAAUGUGAAUCUGGCCCAGUCGGACCUCGUGGUGCUCGUGCAGGCCAUGGACUAUAGCACUCGCCGCUUCGAGACCAAAUGCAUGUCCCUUCAUGUCUGCCCCGAUGAGUACGUCAGUGAGCCGCCAUUGUGCAUGGAUCUGCGCCUCCUGGGAAUGGUUAAUCACAUGAGUGAUCGCAAUUGGGCUGGCGCAGACGCGAAGACGGUUCAAGACUGGCUGGACAAGGCGCCCAAGGACCACUUCGUUCAGGCCAAAGUCGCGUUCUCCACUUCGCACACGAUCUUUGCCACAUGUAUGGUGUCUAUGGUCUACCUGAAGACAGUGAAGACUUUUAAUCUCCACUUGAACCUACUAAGAGCCCAGAUCGAGAACAAGAUAAGCAAGCGGUGUGCCCGAACCAAAGAGAAGAUUUUAAAAUUCUUCGAGGAGCUCAUCAAGCUGGACGCACCGCCGAUCCCCCAAGAACCCCCAGAACAGGAACAGGAAACGAACACAUGUGACGAUAUUCCAGCGUGUAGUGGACCAGAGGCUUAA
Molecule: messenger RNA, 2343 nt
Organism: Drosophila obscura
Lineage: Eukaryota; Metazoa; Arthropoda; Insecta; Diptera; Drosophilidae
Product: putative ATP-dependent RNA helicase BoYb
Exons: 3
Coding region: 1-2343 (780 amino acids)
Biological process (GO): transposable element silencing; germ-line stem cell division
Molecular function (GO): nucleic acid binding; ATP binding
Source: RefSeq, a predicted model, not a curated record